This is a messenger RNA of Ilex paraguariensis (yerba mate), 793 nucleotides long. Lineage: Eukaryota; Viridiplantae; Streptophyta; Magnoliopsida; Aquifoliales; Aquifoliaceae. The record is from the annotation of a GenBank genome assembly.
AUCUCUUUCAUUUCAUUCCUCUUCCGAACCUUCCCAAAUGGCUUCACCACCGACGCUUCCAAUCUCCAGCCCUCAAUCCACCACCACUACCGUCGAUUCCCAACCGCCCAUCGCCACCCCGGCCUUUCGCGCGUUCCUCUCGCGCCUCUCCGCCUCCCUCCGCUACGGCUUCUCUCAACGCCGCCCGUGGUCGGAACUCCUCGACCGGUCCUCCUUUUCCCGACCCGACUCUCUCUCCGACGCCGCCUCGCGCGUCCGCAAGAACCUAUCCUACUUUCGCGUCAACUACAUUUCCCUACUUGCUCUCGUACUCGCCUUUUCUCUCCUCUCACACCCUUUCUCUCUCCUCGUUCUAUUAUCCCUACUCGCCUCCUGGCUGUUUCUCUACAUCUUCAGACCAUCCGACCAGCCUUUGGUGCUCUUUGGCCGUACUUUCUCUGACCGCGAAACCCUAGGCGGCUUGGUGGUGUCAACGAUAGUAGUGGUGUUCCUCACCUCCGUUGGAUCGGUUCUCAUCUCGGCUCUUUUGGUUGGAUUGGCGAUCGUUUGUGUCCAUGGCGCAUUUAGGGUUCCGGAGGAUCUAUUUCUUGACGAUCAAGAGCCGGUUAACGUGGGAUUUCUCUCCUUCAUUGGCAGCGCCGCCUCGUCCGCCGCCGCUGCCCCGGCCAUUGCCACGCGUGAAGAGAUGGAAGCUUUUCGGGCUCUUUUUCGGCCACCAAUGCCUUGCCGAAUUGCUUGUUCUUCAGAUAUACAUGUACCCGGUUCAAAACAAGAAAAAAAAAAUGCACACUGA